AAGAUCUAUCUGGCUACUAUUUUUCCGUUAGACAAAAAAUACACACUAAUGGAAAUAAUAAGAUAAAAGAUGCAGAUGAAACUGAAGCAUUGGGACAAACUGUAUUAAAACUUAGUAACUAA
Molecule: messenger RNA, 122 nt
Organism: Scutellospora calospora
Lineage: Eukaryota; Fungi; Glomeromycota; Glomeromycetes; Diversisporales; Gigasporaceae
Source: the annotation of a GenBank genome assembly